GUUGAUUUAUAUAGCCGCCUUAUCAUCAAGCCAAGACCAAUUUCUCAGAGUCAAAUUUUCUCUGCUUCCUCUCUUCUUCCUCCUCCUCCUAUCUCUAUAAAUCUCACAAUUUAACCAAUCCCUCACCGGCAAAAUCCAAUUCGCCCUCGUCUCAAUGGAAAUGGAGGUGGUGGUGCCAGUGCCGCCGGUGGACUUCAACUUUGAUAGUACUUGUUCUUCCCCUUACAUGACUGCUCCUUCUAGUCCUCAGAGAUUCGGCAACCUCUUCAGUGCUCCCACUAGCCCUUCUCGUGUUUCCACUUUCUACCGUGAGCUUAAUGAUGCUUCUCUUGCCACCAAUUCAUCUUCUUCCGUUCCUUUUGAUUGGGAAGAGAAGCCUGGAACACCCAAAUCAAGAAAUGGAAGUCGGGGAGGCAAUUACAGCAGCAAGAAUGAUCAUAGUCUUGAAGAUUUUGAUGAUGAUGAUGGUGAUGAUGAUUUUGAGUUCAGUUUUAGUGGUCAGUUAGAUAGGACUUCUUUAUCUGCUGAUGAGCUCUUCGAUGGAGGCAAGAUCCGGCCAUUGAAGCCACCGCCUGGUUAUGAUUCUUCAGUAUCUACUGUUUCUUCUCCCAGGUCACCAAGAUCAAGAACUUCACAGAAAAAAGAUUUUGACCCAUUUCAAGCUGCCAUGGAAGAGACGAGAAGAAAGGAAUCAAAACAGCAACAACAUCGAGAAAAACAAAAACAACAGCAGCGUGGAAGAGAAAGAAGCAUCUCUAGUUCUUCUUCUGCUAAGUCUUCAAAUUAUAAACACAAAGGAAGCAGAUCUUUGUCUCCUUUAAGAGUCUCGGACGAUCUCAUGCUCGAUCAAGAGGAGAAUUCCCAGGAUGAAAAAGUUUCAGCUCCGACAAGCAGCAAUCCAAAAUCCUCCUUCACCACUUCAUAUGCAUCCUCUUUCUUGUCAGCUCUAUCAUUUUCAUCGAAAGGUUACAAGAAAUGGAAGCUCAAGGAUUUCUUGCUAUUCAGAAGCGCCUCAGAAGGAAGAGCAACAGGAAAAGAUCCAUUAACAAAAUAUUCAGUCUUGUCCAAAAGAGACAUAGCAGAGGAUGUCAAGAAUUGCAGUUUUCGAUCCACAGACAGUAGCGUGGGCGGCUCCUCCAGAAGAAGAGCUCCUGUGUCGGCUCAUGAAUUACAUUACACUGUGAACAGAGCAGUUUCAGAGGAGAUGAAAAGGAAAACUUUUUUGCCUUACAAGCACGGGCUAUUGGGUUGCUUGGGAUUCAACCCUGGACUGCAUGAGAUCACCAGAGGAGUUGGGUCUUUGACACGUGGAUGAUUCAGAUCCAUUGAUCAGUUUCUCUUAGCCAAGCACAUAGCUCUUUCUUUUUCUUUUUCUUUUUCUUUUCUUUUAUUCAUGAUUCUGAAUUUUAACGUUCAUCUCGACAUAUUUGUUGCUUAGAGUGAAUCAAAUGGUGUGUCACCAUCUAUAUGAUAACAGACAAUUGUGUUAGAAAUACAUAAUCAUUAAGAGAAAAAAAAAAAGACAGAAAUUUAUUA
Molecule: messenger RNA, 1536 nt
Organism: Manihot esculenta (cassava)
Lineage: Eukaryota; Viridiplantae; Streptophyta; Magnoliopsida; Malpighiales; Euphorbiaceae
Exons: 1
Coding region: 155-1315 (386 amino acids)
Source: RefSeq, a predicted model, not a curated record